ACACACACACACACACUCGCCGCCACCCCCCGCGCCUCCCUCCCUCCGCGCCUCUUUGCAAUCGCAAGAAGCGCACUCACACCCUCGCUCUCGCUCACACGCGCGCACUCACACACACACUCGCACACGGUGGAAGGAGGCGAAUAAUAACUCAGCCAUAUUUCAGCCGCCGCCGCCUGGAGCUGCGGGCACGGUCGGGGGACGCGGCGAGCAGCCUCGGCGGCCGCACCUCCGCAGAGCGCCGCUGCCGCGACCAUGUGUGCCGUGCAGGUGAAGCUGGAGCUGGGGCACCGCGCCCAGGUGAGGAAAAAACCCACCGUGGAGGGCUUCACCCACGACUGGAUGGUGUUCGUGCGCGGCCCGGAGCACAGUAACAUACAGCACUUUGUGGAGAAAGUCGUCUUCCACUUGCACGAAAGCUUUCCUAGGCCAAAAAGAGUGUGCAAAGAUCCACCUUACAAAGUAGAAGAAUCUGGGUAUGCUGGUUUCAUUUUGCCAAUUGAGGUUUAUUUUAAAAACAAGGAAGAACCUAAGAAAGUCCGCUUUGAUUAUGACUUAUUCUUGCAUCUUGAAGGCCAUCCACCAGUGAAUCACCUCCGCUGUGAAAAGCUAACUUUCAACAACCCCACAGAGGAUUUUAGAAGAAAGUUGCUGAAGGCAGGAGGGGACCCUAAUAGGAGUAUUCAUACCAGCAGCAGCAGCAGCAGCAGCAGUAGCAGCAGCAGCAGUAGUAGCAGCAGCAGCAGUAGCAGCAGCAGCAGCAGCAGCAGUAGCAGCAGCAGCAGCAGCAGCAGUAGCAGCAGCAGUAGCAGCAGCAGCAGCAGCAGUACCAGUUUUUCAAAGCCUCACAAAUUAAUGAAGGAGCACAAGGAAAAACCUUCUAAAGACUCCAGAGAACAUAAAAGUGCCUUCAAAGAACCUUCCAGGGAUCACAACAAAUCUUCCAAAGAAUCCUCUAAGAAACCCAAAGAAAAUAAACCACUGAAAGAAGAGAAAAUAGUUCCUAAGAUGGCCUUCAAGGAACCUAAACCCAUGUCAAAAGAACCAAAACCAGACAGUAACUUACUCACCAUCACCAGUGGACAGCAAGACAAGAAGGCUCCUAGUAAAAGGCCUCCCAUUUCAGAUGCAGAAGAACUCUCAGCCAAAAAAAGGAAAAAGAGUAGCUCAGAGGCUUUAUUUAAAAGUUUUUCUAGCGCACCACCACUGAUACUCACUUGUUCUGCUGACAAAAAACAGAUAAAAGAUAAAUCUCAUGUCAAGAUGGGAAAGGUCAAAAUUGAAAGUGAGACAUCAGAAAAGAAGAAAUCAACUUUACCACCAUUUGAUGACAUUGUGGAUCCCAAUGAUUCAGACGUGGAGGAGAAUAUGUCCUCUAAAUCUGAUUCCGAACAACCCAGUCCUGCCAGUUCCAGCUCCAGCUCGAGCUCUAGCUUCACUCCAUCCCAGACCAGGCAACAAGGUCCUUUAAGGUCUAUAAUGAAAGAUUUGCAUUCUGAUGACAAUGAGGAAGAAUCAGAUGAGGCAGAGGAUAAUGACAAUGACUCAGAAAUGGAGAGACCUGUAAAUAGAGGAGGCAGCCGAAGUCGCAGAGUUAGCUUGAGUGAUGGCAGCGAUAGUGAAAGCAGUUCUGCUUCUUCACCCCUACAUCACGAACCUCCACCACCCUUAUUAAAAACCAACAACAACCAGAUUCUUGAAGUGAAAAGUCCAAUAAAGCAAAGCAAAUCAGAUAAGCAAAUAAAGAAUGGUGAAUGUGAUAAGGCAUACCUAGAUGAACUGGUAGAGCUUCACAGAAGGCUGAUGACAUUAAGGGAAAGACACAUUCUGCAGCAGAUUGUGAACCUCAUAGAAGAAACUGGACACUUUCAUAUCACAAACACAACAUUUGAUUUUGAUCUUUGCUCGCUGGACAAAACCACAGUCCGUAAACUACAGAGUUACCUGGAAACAUCUGGAACAUCCUGAGGAUACAAGAACUGGACGCAUCAAAAACUCUUGUUUUUUUUUUUGGUUUUUUUUUUUUUUUGGUUGUGAUUUUUUUGUUGUUGUUGUUGUUUAUAUGAAAACACUCAGAAUGAUGCAACCAAAAGGGAAAAAAUAAAAAUCAAACAACCUUCAGCUUUAUUUUUCUUUAAAAGCCAGUCAUCAUCUCUUGAUAAAGGAGAGGUUAAGCAAACCAGCCUCAGCGGACCACUCUUCUCUCCAAGGAAAUCCCCGGGGAAGAGUUAGCCUGGAUAGCCUUGAAAACAAACAAAUCAAACACAACACAAGAAAACUUAAAGAAUGUGUAUGGUAUCAUGUAUCUCUCUCUGUGGUGGUUCAUUCCACAGGAUGAAUGCAUAUUCAACACACUGCCUUAUUACAUAACUGAUCUAUUUAUUAUCGCAUACAGAUACUCUAAAGUUGUUGAGGGAAUGACACCACCAGACAUUAAAAGUACUUGGUCCCGUGGAUGCUCUUUCAAUGCAGCACCCUUGCCAUCCCAAGCCCAGUGACCUUACUCGUGUACUGUGCCACUUUCCACCAACUUCUUCCAAGUCUUUAAUUUGUUGCAGCCUCUAAUUUCCACCUUUUGUUUCCAGUUCCAGGACACAAAUUAUCAAUUGGGAGUGGGGGUAGGGCGAUGGGGGAGGGACCAAAUAGCCACCUUGGUUUUCUUCUUUGUGGUCUUUUUCCUGAAAGUUGGGACCGAGUCCUUGGCUGUGUUCAUGUAAUGAUUCCGGACCAUGGUAGAAAAUGCACCAAAUAGGAUCAUAUGAAUUGCUGUCUAGCCUUAGUCAAUAAGCCUGUAGGACUUUUAAAUGAAAAUGUACCUGUAAACAUCCUGAAUCCAGCAUUUUUGAGCUGUCAUCAACAUUCUUGUGUCUGUUUUCCUAUAAUAAGAUUAGAUAAAUGUGGAAGUAAAGGCAUUCUGCAGGAUCAUCAUUUUUAAAAAGAAAAGAAUUCUGGUUCUGUUUCUAAACAAAUGUUGUAGAAAUUCUUGAUUUGGAUCUAUUUAUUAGUAAGAGAUUCAACUUUCUUUAGCUGCCAGUGUGUUACUCAUCUUUGCCAUAAAACUUGGAAUAAGAGAUUUUUGUUUGUUCAUAUAUGAUUCUCUUAGACUCUUUUAUAUUUGAAAAAUUGAAAUCUUUCUUUGGGGGGGAAAUCUUGGUUAUUCUACCAUAACAGAUUAUGUAUUAACUUGUAGAUUCAUGGUUCAAUAUCUGUUUAGUUAUUCACUAAUGUUCCAGAAGAAUCCCCUGUGUGGUGAAAGUAAAGAUGGUUGGGGAGGGGGAGUAUUUUUUGCUCUUGUUGUACCCUUGUUUUGAAACUAGAAAUCUGUCCUGUGGCAUGCAAAAGAAAGCAAAUUAUUUUUAAAAGAAAAAAAAAGCCAAAGUGCUUUUGGUGUCAUUAUUCUGUCAUCUCCGUAAAUGGAGAAAUGAAAAGGGAGAACAGCUUCCAACUUUUUACUCGAAACUCAGCUGAAAAGAAAAGAAAUGAAGAAAUAUUUUUGGAUCCAAAAGUUCAUCACUGGCUCAGCCUUAAGAAAGUCUCUAUGUGUGUUCAUAGCCCAAUGUCUCCCUUGCUUGUUCUCAUGCCAUAUGCUGUCUUGUCAUACAGAGAUUAACUAGUGUCUGUACAGAAAAUGGGCUUUCUGGACCCAUUCUUUUGGGCAGUAAUGUAAAUGCAGAUUGAUAAUGGAGUUAUUUCUGCAUUUUAAAUAGGGGAUUUUUCUAACAUUGUUUCUGUCUAUCCAAAGAAACUAUUUUUUUCCUUUAAAACAAUUCUAAUAACAGCCAUUCUUGUAAAUUGGUUUUCUGAAGCGUCCUCUCAGAGGACAAGUGUACUGUUUCAAGAAUGUUAGGAUUCUUAAUGAUGAUUGACAUGAACUGUACUUGAAGCAUUUGUUGUGUCAUCCACUUCUCAAUGUAUAAUCACAGAGAUACUUUCUGAGUCAUUUUGGACUUUAGUUAACUAUCCAAGUGACUGAUGAAUUGUAUGGUUUGGUUGUAUUUUGUUUUUAACUUUAGGGGAAAAGGGAGGGCAAUACUUAUAUGGAAAUAUUUGCAAAAUUCAAAAAUCUUUUUAAAUUUUUACUGCUUACCCACAUAUUUUAAUUAAACCAGAAAUUUAUGUGGUUUAACUAAUGUAUCUGUGUAGUUUAAACUAAGAACUUACACAUGUAGUUUGAGUCAUUUUUAUUUUUAUAACAAUUUUUUGGCAAAAAUUAUAAUUUUUUCAUCAGUUACUAACAAAGAACUAAGGUCAGAAAAGAAAUGACCAAAAGUUGGGGGGUGGGAGAAAAUAUUAAUGGCAGCUAUUUUAGUGAAAAACUUUAGGUCUGAAAACUAAGUAGGAAAGCAGAUAUCUUCAGAAAAUCAUAAAAUGUUAGUUUGUAAAUUGAUAACAAAAUUCAGAAGAAUUUUCCAAUUUACUACUCAUUGAGACAAUGAAUUUUCACAAAAUUCUGAUCAAGUAACAAUCAUGUCAUUGAUUUUUUUUCUUAAGUGGUACUCUUACUCUCAUCAUCUAAUUUUUUUUUUAAAUACAGAAAUAGUAAAUCCCCUUUCAAUUGAUCUCAACGAUUUGUAAUACCUCUCUUAAAGUAACACGCUCAACUAUGCCACAUCUAUGUACACUAAAGAAUACCUUGACACACACAUAACCUAACAGUGGCUUUGAUUUUUUUAAGCACAAGGGGAAAGUGGCAGGGCUUAAUUUCCUUUGUGUAUGUGUGUGUGUGUGUGUGUGUGUAUAAAUAGAUGUUUCAAAUAAAAUUGGGUGAAUGUGAAUAUUAUUUGAACCGGAGUAUGAUAAACUUUCUUAAAUUUUUCCCCAGUUAUUUGGGGGCGGAGGGGAUUGUAUGUACAGAACUUCUUUCCCUCCUUGUAAAUUAGCUUUUGCCUCUGGUUUGCAGUGGGAGGUAUAUGAGAAGGGGUCCUUCAAUCUAAGAAUAUGUCAGAUAUGUUAGCAAAAAAAGGUUCACAGUUAUUUCAUCUCUUCAAUACAAUCUUCUCCUCUAUCAUUACAUUGAUAAAUAGGUGUGUCUAGAUGUGCUUACUUAUUGUGUCAAGGUAAGGAAGAACAUAAAAACCUACAGAUCGGGAGAAAAAGCUUUAGAGAAAAAAUCUUGUCAGAGAGUAUCCUAAACAUUUUUAAGUUUAUAAGCAAUUCUCUUUCAUCUGAAUAAUCAUCCUUCUGUAGAAGGAGCCAAUGAAAUUGGUUUUCUUGCAGUAAAAUGUUUCUUCCACCAAAAAAGGUUUUUGCUGAUACCAUUUAUAUACCCAUCUAAUCUUUAAAAAAAAAAAAAAAAGACCCACUUAACCAUUUCAUGCCCCACAAAUGUACGUAACAUAACUGUUUAAGGAAGACUUUACUCUUAAAAUGUUUUUACUCUACCUGCUUAAUGGAAUUGGAUGUUCAGUGUUGGGAAUGGUCAGUGUCUGUGUUUGGUGGCUUGUGUUCAUUUUUCUCAUUGUGGAAGUGAUCAGCUCUGGAGUGAUUUGCCAUGUGCUUGUUACUUCCAACCUUUAGCAUUGUGUGUACUAAUGCUGUGUUUGCUCCUCUCUCUAUAUAUGCAGAUGUGUGCAUAUAUAUUUAUAUAUAUAUAUAUAUUAUCAGAGUGAUCUUGGUGUGGACUGUUACUCUAAAGCCAUGACUAUGAUAUAAAGACUACUACAGCUGCAGUGAAUGUUAAGAAGUUGGUUUUCACCAUUGAGUUCAGUCUUGGGCCGGAUGUCUACAUUUGUGAUCUCUUUUGUUUUAUAUGAUGAUUUUCAUUAUGUAGGUUCUGCCAUCCCUGAAUAUUCCUUGUAAAGAUGCAUCGAAGAAGAAGUAAAUUUAAAAGGAAGACAAAGGCACCACUGUCUGUAAACUGUAAAUAUGUAUUUUGGCACUUGUGCUCCAGUACUCUGAAAAUAGAGUCAUGAUGGAAAUGCUGACAGAUCCUUAACGGUGGCCAGAGCUACCAUGCAGUGCAAAAAUAAAUUAAGUAAAAAUGUAUUCUUGAGAUUAACAGUGCAAGGCCAAUACGUUUUAUAAAUCUGUCAGUAUCUUUUCAAUGGAGUGUGUAUGUGUAGUUAUGUUGAAAGAUAACUGUGUAUGUGUGUGUACAUGCUUUCAUGUGAAUUACAAGGCAUACAUAAGAUGUAUUUCCAAUCUCUACAACGUAUGUUGAAAUGUAACUACAGAUCAACAGAAAUAGGUGUUUUACUUAAAUUCAUUUCUAAUCGGUUGUGGCUCUGUUUUCUUUACAGUGUAUAUUACUGAUUUAAGAGUUGUUUAAACAAAGUUUGGCUUUACUUCACAUACAGGAGAAAUGAACCUCUAGGCUUUUCCUUAAGAGUUGAUGGUGUUUCUAACGAAGAUUGAAUAGAAAGACAACAGUGCACUCCAGAGCAGCUGGGGACAGAGUCCAUGCCUCAUCUUUGAAUUCCCAGUGUCUAGCACCAUUUGCUAUGUCCUGCAACCAACAUGUUAUUUGAGCUGUAUAGACUAGAAACAAAAUGGUGAGGUACAUUCUUGGAAUAAAGGGGGUCAUUGAUGCAUGA
This is a messenger RNA of Oryctolagus cuniculus (rabbit), 6533 nucleotides long. RefSeq names its product MLLT3 super elongation complex subunit (gene MLLT3). Gene Ontology annotation, biological process: positive regulation of DNA-templated transcription. The record is from RefSeq and is a predicted model, not a curated record. Gene Ontology annotation, molecular function: chromatin binding. NCBI's taxonomy places the organism in Eukaryota, Metazoa, Chordata, Mammalia, Lagomorpha, Leporidae. Gene Ontology annotation, cellular component: transcription elongation factor complex.